This is a messenger RNA of Penicillium salamii, 1053 nucleotides long. The record is from the annotation of a GenBank genome assembly. NCBI's taxonomy places the organism in Eukaryota, Fungi, Ascomycota, Eurotiomycetes, Eurotiales, Aspergillaceae.
AUGGCUACCCCCGCUAUUGCGAAGCCCGAGCCUACCCCGGCAUGGAAGAAAAAUCUCUCCGCUCACCUCUUAUGUCCUGAGUGCAAGGAAGAUCCCCCCAACUUGGAGUUCCCCGAUUCCCAUGAGACAGUUUGCGGCUCUUGCGGUCUUGUUCUCGCGGAUCGUGAGAUCGACUUGCACUCUGAAUGGCGUACCUUCUCCAAUGACGACCAAAACAACGAUGACCCUUCCCGUGUUGGAGACGCUUCGAACCCUCUGCUCAACGGAGCGCAGUUGGAGACAUCCAUCGCAAGUGGAGGAUCUGGCCGCGCGCGCGAUCUGUACCGCGCCCAGAAUAAACAAUCGGGUGAGAAGGCGAAUAAGCAACUUCUGGCAGCCUACAAGGAGAUUGGUGCUCUUUGUGAUGGUUUCAACAUCCAAAAGACUGUCGCCGACACCGCCAAGUAUCUUUUCAAGAUGGUGGAUGAUGCCAAGGCUUUCAAGGGCAAGUCCCAAGAAGUGAUCAUCGCCGGAUGCAUCUUCAUCGCAUGUCGCCAGUGCAAGGUGCCGCGUACCUUUACUGAAAUCUUUGCUGUGACCAAGGUUACCCGAAAGGAGAUUGGUCGCAUCUACAAGGCUCUGGAGAAAUUCUUCACCACUCAGAACGUCGAGCGCCAUAACGCCGCUUUGGAGAAUGGUGAAACCCACGACUCUGCUGGUGACUAUAACGCCACUACUUCCACCAAGCCCAGUGACCUUUGCAACCGUUUCUGCAAUCUUCUCGACCUUCCUUACUUGGUCACCAGUGUUUCUGUCUCGCUUUCGGACCGUGUUACCGCCAUGGGCGAUCUAGCCGGCCGAUCUCCCCUAUCGAUCGUGGCCGCCUGUAUCUACAUGGCGUCAGCUCUCAUGGGCCAAGCCAAAUCCGCCAAGGAGAUUUCUUUAGUUGCGCACGUCAGCGACGGCACCAUUCGUGGUGCCUACAAGCAGUUGUACGCCGAGCGUGAACGUCUGGUCGACCCCGAAUGGAUCAAGGGAGGAAAGGGUGACAUGGCCAAGCUGCCCGUCAGUUAA